AUGGAUAACAAGGUGAAAGUGGAGAUCGUGGUUCUGGACGGGGACUUCCCGGAGGAGGAUCGCAGCAGCACGGCGUGGACGUCGGAGGAGUUCGGUAGGAACGUGGUGAAGGAGAGGACGGGGAAGCGGCCUUUGCUGGCGGGGGAUUGCUUGACCUUCACGCUACGUGACGGCUGCGCCUCGCUUGGGGAGAUCGAGUUCACUGAUAACUCGAGCUGGAUACGGAGCAGGAAGUUUCGGAUCGGGGCUAGGGUUGUUCGUGACGGCGGCCGAGGUUUGAGGGUUCGCGAGGCCAUGACUGAGGCGUUCAUAGUCAAAGAUCAUCGUGGAGAAUUGUACAAGAAGCAUCACCCCCCGAUGCUGGAGGAUGAAGUGUGGCGGCUAGAGAAGAUCGGGAAAGACGGGGCUUUCCAUAAGAAGCUCGCUGCCGAAGGCGUCAAUUCCGUUCAGGACUUCUUGAAGCUCUCUGUCGUCGACCCGUUAAAGCUCAGAAAGAUGUUGGGGGCUGGAAUGUCCGACAAAAUGUGGGAAGUAACCAUAAAACAUGCGAGAAGAUGCGAGUUGGGGAAUAAACAUUACAUCUACAGAGGGCCAAGCUAUUGCCUCACCUUAAACCCUAUCUGCCAAGUCGUCAACGCCACUAUUAGCGGACAAGAUUGCUCCAACCUUGACAUUUCUGGUAUCAACAAACUUUAUAUCGAGAACUUAGUAAGGCAAGCAUAUACAAACUGGCAUGACCUACAAGAGGUCAUUGGAAUACCAAGUGACGUUGCAUCGCUCAAUCAAGGUGAGGUGAUGGAUCAAUACCCUAAUCAUCAUGAUCAUCAAGAACAACAACAACAACAGCCGCAACAAGAACAACAUCAUAUCGUGGCGAAACCGAUACCAUUAUCAUUUCAUCAUCAAUACAAUCUAGGCAUGGGUGGAUAUAUGGAGCUAGGGGGAAUAAUCCAGCAACCAUCUCAUCAACAGCAAAUCAAUACUAUCGAGCAACAGCAAGGCAACAUGAGCAACAACACUAGUAAUAAUAACAAUAAUAGUUGGCAUAUCAACUCUUCAUCAUCUUACCAUCCCCAUAAUCAGCAGCUUGUCUCGAAUGUUGCAUCCCUUGAACCAGUAGAUGAGGGUCUGCGCCACACUGCAUCAAAUCCAUCCUUGACUGAUGGUGAGAUUGCCAACUUCUAG
Molecule: messenger RNA, 1185 nt
Organism: Linum tenue
Lineage: Eukaryota; Viridiplantae; Streptophyta; Magnoliopsida; Malpighiales; Linaceae
Source: the annotation of a GenBank genome assembly